AUCCUCUCUGACAUUCACACUGUUUCUGCUCCACUUUGUUUCCUACAGAUCUUCUCUGUUUAUUCUUAUGGCAAUGUACAGUUUUAUAACUUAGCCAUCAUGUCUUAUGACAGAUAUCUUGCUAUCUGUUGUCCUCUGCAAUAUAACACACGUAUGACAUUUAAUAAGGCUGUCAGGCUUACUGUUGUUAUAUGGGUUCCUCCUUUUCUUGUUGUUUUUGUUACAACAUGCUUGAGUAGCUCCUUACAGCUGUGUGGGAGAAUUAUUAACAAAGUCUACUGUGACAACUACUCCAUCAUCAAACUGGCUUGCUUCGACACCACAGUAAAUAAUAUCUAUGAACUCAUUGCUGCUUCUCUCACAGUCUUUGGUUCUGGAUCUUUAAUCCUUUACUCUUACGUGAGGAUCUUUAGAGUUUGUUUCUCUGGUUGUAAACAGACCAGACAGAAAGCUGUCAGUACCUGCACACCUCACCUCGCUUCUCUGCUCAACUUCUCUUUUGGUGUUUGCUUUGAAAUAAUACAGAGCAGAUUUGAUAUGAAAGAUGUACCUAAUAUAGUGUGCAUCUUUUUAUCGUUAUACUGGCUGACAUGCCAACCGCUCUUCAGCCCUGUAAUGUACGGACUGAACAUGUCCAAGAUACGUAGCAUGUGUAAAAGUCUGCUUUUAAGUUCAGUUAGGAAGUUUAGAUCAUCUGACAGAUUUGUUCAGCUUGAAUAACAAGAGAAAACAAUAACUGUAAGCCUUUGGCUGACUAGUGUGUGUGUGUGUGUGUGUGUGUGUGUGUGUGUGUGUGUGUUGUGUCAAAACUUAGGAGAUGUAUCAUGUAAGUGACGCAACAAGUAAAAGGUGAUCUACUUCUGUCUAUUCUUGUUUUAUUUUCGCACUGUUAUGUUUUAAUCUUCUAUAUGAAGUCAAUCAUCUAAAAUUUUAAAGCCAUAGUAUCCUCUCACAAUAAUUUAUUUCGCUGAAAUUAGACAUUUUGAAAGUUAUUUGAAAUCGUCCAAUGAGGAUGAAUUAGCUGAUAAAGUUAAUUUACUAAACUUUCAUCGUGAAAAGUAAAACUGAACACCACAAACAGAAUAAGUUCCAAAUUGAAUGGAUUGCAACGAUUUUAUUCAUAAGGUUUUUUUACAAUUUGUACAACAUACGGCCUUUCAAUGUAUAAUUUAUAUAUCUAUACAAAUUAAAAUAAGGAAAGACUCUUUAACAGGAGAACAGGAGAAAAUGUCUAACUGUCCUCUUCCAGGACAGACAAACAUUCAACAGGGGUUGUCUUUGCAGAGUAGACAGCUGGAGCAGUAAGACAAUAACAAUAUUGGGUAGAUGAAGUAAAACAAUAAAAUGAAGUAAAUAUUAAGUGUUUCCAGUGUGAACUCUUUACCUGGAUAGGCUUCACACCAUCUGGCCUAUGAGCGACAUUAAUGUUUCCCUAACUAGGACCACACUAACAGAGAUAAGGGUUUCGAAUGGUUUAUUCCAUGUUAAAGUCAGGGAUGGACUUUGGGAGCGAAAGGUGGUUUAGAGUUCUGGGAUGAAAGGAUUCAAUUCAAUUCAAUUUAUUCUGUAUAGCCCAAAAAUCCUUAAUAACAAAAAGGGCUUUACAGUCUGUACACAUUCAACAUCCUCUGACCUUUGACCCUCACAUCGGAACAGGAAGAAC
Messenger RNA from Anarrhichthys ocellatus (wolf-eel), 1663 nucleotides. RefSeq names its product olfactory receptor 2A14-like. Gene Ontology annotation, molecular function: olfactory receptor activity; odorant binding. The record is from RefSeq and is a predicted model, not a curated record. The annotation marks the transcript as partial. Gene Ontology annotation, cellular component: membrane. NCBI's taxonomy places the organism in Eukaryota, Metazoa, Chordata, Actinopteri, Perciformes, Anarhichadidae. Gene Ontology annotation, biological process: G protein-coupled receptor signaling pathway; detection of chemical stimulus involved in sensory perception of smell. The transcript has a single exon.